Molecule: messenger RNA, 1191 nt
Organism: Schistocerca piceifrons (Central American locust)
Lineage: Eukaryota; Metazoa; Arthropoda; Insecta; Orthoptera; Acrididae
Product: hemicentin-2-like
Exons: 8
Coding region: 1-1104 (367 amino acids)
Biological process (GO): synapse organization
Cellular component (GO): neuron projection membrane
Source: RefSeq, a predicted model, not a curated record
AUGUAUAACGACAUCGCGGCCUCCUCCUCGGUGGACGCUGCGUUGGCGACGCCCUCCCACUCCGCCGCCGCUGCUUCCGGCCCUGCCUUGUGGAGCGUCUCGUCCGCCCCCGCAUCCCGCUCACGCCUGGUGUCUACCCUGGCGUCGCUAACGACACCAGCGUCGACGCCACCUGCACCCAGGCUGGCGGCGUUGAUGGCAGCACCCGAACCGAGGCCUCGGGCGAAUCCCGGGUACUGGACGCACAACGAGUCCGCCUGGAUGCCCACCAAGUUCCUCGACUUCGACCACCUGGACGAGUCCGGCAGGCGGCCGUCGGCCCGCACGAGCGCCACCCCGCGGCCGGCCGACCCUGUGUUCGACACCAGCCUGGUGACCGACGUGAGCGUGCCGCUGGGAGCCACCGCCGUGCUGCACUGCCGCGUCCGGAACCUCGCAGGACGACCAGUGUCUUGGGUGAGGCGACGAGACUGGCACAUCCUGACCUCUGGUCCGGUGACGUACACGAAUGACGACCGCUUCCACGUGGUCAGCACGCCGUCAGGAACCGACUGGAGCCUCCACAUCAAGUACGUCCAGAAGAGGGACAACGGCACGUACGAAUGUCAGGUGGCGACUGGUAGCGGCACAAUGUCACACUACUUCAACCUCCUGGUGCUGGUGCCCAAGGCUUUCAUCCUGGGCAGCGGGGACUACCACAUCGGCGAAGGCAGCACCAUAUCGCUCGUCUGCAUCAUCGAGAACAGCCCUCUGUCGCCGCAGUACGUGUUCUGGCGGCACAACGACCGCGAGGUGGGCGUCGAAGGCGUAGGUUCGACUCCCGGCGUCUCCGUGGUCACGGAGCCGGGACCCAAAACUCACUCCAGGCUGGUCGUGUCGCGGGCCACGACCGCCCACUCCGGGAACUACACCUGCGGUGCGCCCGGCGCCGAGACCGACACAAUCAACGUCUUCGUGUCGGAGGGCGACAACACGGCGGCCAUCCAGCGCCAGUCGGCAUCGGCGGCGCCCCCACCUGCUGCGUCGCGACGCCCCUCCUGGCUGCAGAGCGCACCGGUCUUACUGGCAGCGGCCGCCGCGGUCGCCUUCUCGAGAUCGAGGUGACACUGCUAGAUGAUCUAGCUGUCGGAGAACGACACCCUUCCCGGGGACAGCAACCACUAGCUGAUGUCAUAUUCCCGGAUUCCUCCC